AUGGUUUUCUGGAAUUGUCAGGCGGACAUAGCUGCAAACGAGGAUCAACAACUCACUUUACGUAUCAAAGACAAAGAUAGGAGCGAUAUCCAUAUUACUGCAGUAUAUGCUACUGCCAGAGAGAGAAAGGAUUUUUGGGCUAAUAUUGAAGACAUUAGCAAUGACAUUGCUGGCCCAUGGUGCAUUGGAGGAGAUUUUAAUGUAAUCAUGGACUCAGAAGAGAAGCUGGGGGGCAGACCUCAUCGAGCUCAUAGAAGCGUUGAUUUCACUGCUACUAUGGAAUAUUGUGGUCUUGUGGACUUAGGCUAUUUUGGACCUAGGUUUACUUGGUGCAACAAUCGAAGAACCAACAAAAGAAUUUGGAAAAGGCUCGAUAGUAUUAUAGUUAAUGAUGAAUGGACGCAAAAGUUUCAAAACAAUUAUAUUACGCAUUUAGUAAGGACUGGAUCGGAUCAUCGAUCUCUCUUUAUGAAACGUCACAGUGAGCAGCAAGAAGUGAUUAAAUACUUCAUGUUCCUUAAUAUCUGGGUGCAACAACCAGAUUUUUUAGAGGUAGUCCAGAAUAAUUGA
Nicotiana tabacum (common tobacco) is the source of this 570-nucleotide messenger RNA. RefSeq lists its product as uncharacterized. NCBI's taxonomy places the organism in Eukaryota, Viridiplantae, Streptophyta, Magnoliopsida, Solanales, Solanaceae. The record is from RefSeq and is a predicted model, not a curated record. Gene Ontology annotation, molecular function: catalytic activity.